Molecule: messenger RNA, 1386 nt
Organism: Culicoides brevitarsis
Lineage: Eukaryota; Metazoa; Arthropoda; Insecta; Diptera; Ceratopogonidae
Product: alanyl-tRNA editing protein Aarsd1
Exons: 4
Coding region: 116-1339 (407 amino acids)
Biological process (GO): alanyl-tRNA aminoacylation; regulation of translational fidelity
Molecular function (GO): alanine-tRNA ligase activity; ATP binding; Ser-tRNA(Ala) deacylase activity
Source: RefSeq, a predicted model, not a curated record
UUCCUUCGUGAUUUCAGGUUUUUGUGAUUUUUCUUUAAUUUUUCGAAAAAAAUUUGAUUUUUUUGAAGAGUUAAUUGAAGAUUAAACACAGGAAAUUUUUUUUCAAUAGGAGAAAAUGGUAUUCAAAUGCCAAGAAGACAGUUUUUUACGAGAGUUCACAACUCGCGUAAAAUCCGUUCAACCCGAUGAAAAAGGAGUUUUUGUCGUGUGCGAAGACACCAUUAUCUUCCCCGAGGGCGGCGGUCAACCAUGCGAUCAUGGAAAAAUCAACAAUUUUCCCGUCACGAACGUCAUUCGGAAAGCCGGCGAUGCUCUUCAUUUCAUCCCGUUGGAAAAUUCCUCAGAUUUCACGUUGAAAGAAGGCGACGAAGUGCAUCAGGAAGUCAAUUGGGCACGUCGUCAAGACCAUAUGCAACAACAUUCGGGUCAACAUCUCAUCACGGCGUUGUUUGAUCGCGAAUUUAAAAUUCCCACAAAAUCUUGGUGGCUUGGCGAACGCACUUCUUACGUCGAUUUGGAUGCCAAAGACGUCACGCAGGAGCAAAUUUCGCACGUUGAACGGAUUUGUAAUGAGCUGAUUGCUGCUGCGACGCCCGUUCGAGUCGAUGUCUAUCAACCGGAUGAUCCAAUUUUGCAAUCUGAUGAGUUGAGGGCGCCGCGCGAUUUGCCCGAUGAUGUCGUUGGACCGAUUCGCGUUGUCACGAUUGAAGGUGUCGAGAGUAAUAGGUGCUGCGGAACGCAUGUUAAGCACUUGGGACAACUUCAGGCGGUUAAGUUGUUGAAUUUGGAGAAGACUAAAGGGAAGUUGAUGUUGCAUUUUUUGGUUGGAAAUCGAGUUUUGGCCAAGUUGGGAGAAGCUUUUGAGCGGGAGUGUCAACUUAAUACAAUUUUAAACGGCGCUCCGGAUCGUCAUUUAGAAUUGGCUACCAAACUUCAAGCAAGUCAAAAAUCCUCAACAAAAUUGCUAAAAUCUCUCGCAAAGGAACUUGCCUUGUACGAAGCGAUGCUCAUGAAGCAAAAUCCCGAGAAGCGAUACUAUUUUGUGCAUCGCCACGAUGGAAUCGACCAAGAAUUUCAAAAUAAUUUCCUGCGACAAGUAGCGGAAAGUUGCAAAGAAACCGUACUUUUCAUUACUUUAGGCGACGAUUCGAACAAGGGAUCAUUUUUGCUUCAAGGCCCGCCCGAAGUGCUCAAAGACUUGUACGACGAGAUCUGCAAAAAACUCGAUGCAAAGGGAAAUGGCAAAGGAAACCGUUUCCAAGGGAAAGUAAAUAACCUUAAAGGCACGAAAGACUGUGAUAAGCUCAUAAUAAACUAUUUUUCGGCAAAAUCACAAUAAAAUUGAGGAACUGCGGAGAAUAAAUAGACACGUUUUUUAGUCCAAAA